AUGGAAAGAAGUUUGGAGACUUUUCCGGAUGACUUUAAUAUUGAAUUGGACGAUGCCGUGAGGAAGUCGUGGUCAGAGCCGCAAGAGAUGACUACUCAGACAGUUGACAUCUUUUCGCCAGUAGGUACUCCUCCAGUUCGAAAUGAAAGUGGUUCGUCCAGUGGCUCAAUGGGAUCUUCUUUUAAUCAGAGCAGUUUGGUGACUCCGCCGAAUGGACUCAAUGAGUCCUUUGAAGAUAAUGGACAACGGUAUCGUCGCAGAGAGCGCCAUUAUUCGCUCACCGAGAACACUCAUGAGUCCAUUAGUGAUAUCAUGGUGGACUUGGACCUCGGUGUGGGCAAUGUGGAAGAAGCGCAGCUGGAAAUCCUCCCUGUCCCCAUAAGAAGAGGAUCUGUCCAGGACGUACAACGAGUCAGGCAGCUCUUGAAUCCACGGAGCUCAUUUUCUGGUGUAUCUUCUGAUGAACCAGAGACUUCGAAGCAGGAGAAUACUGGAUGGGUCACUAUAUUGGUAGACGACAAGCCGGAGACAAUAAAGCCUGUUAUUAUAUUACACAAGUCACUGCUGGCAGUGAAUUCCAAAUACAGGCUUCAUGUUCUUCACAACAAGUACACAGAUGCUGCAGAACUGGCCGCCUGCGGAAUCAGAACCCUGUGUUUCGAUGAACCUCUUCCCAGACUUUUACAACAAGCUGUUGACUCGAGCUCUAUACUCAGCCUGUUUGUCGCACUGGUUGAUAAAUUCGAACUGGCUUGCUAUUUGUCACCGACCUGCAUGGUCAUGGAAAAUGUCGACGAACUGUUGGAGAGUGAAGAAAUAUGUAAUGAGAUUGAUAAUGAGACCUGUGUCUUACUCACCAAGGAAGCACCCGAGAAAGCUGGAAAGAAUUACAUUCAGAUAGCAAUUUCAAGACCAUGCAAUGAAGUUGCAAUGUGUAUCAAGGAACUAUUCACCGAGUAUGGGGACGACCAGGAAGUGAAAAAAGGCAAAGUAUGCUGUAAAGACGAUUUUGAUGUCUUGAGAACAUUAUUCAACGAAACUUGGGGUCAUCUGUCCUCUGAGGAAUACUGUGGGACUCCAUUCGUUCGUUCGGCAACAAUAGGGAAUUACAAGAUUAUCGACUACAAGCUCUUAAAGCCCUGGAACGAUCCAGAGGAUAUCAGUGAUGACUCAAUAAAUGAACGAUGGCAUUUAGCAUGGCAAGAAUUUGAGCAUUCUUCAAGGAAACUCAAUGGCUUGUAA
This is a messenger RNA of Torulaspora delbrueckii, 1242 nucleotides long. RefSeq names its product Ids2p (gene IDS2). The transcript has a single exon. NCBI's taxonomy places the organism in Eukaryota, Fungi, Ascomycota, Saccharomycetes, Saccharomycetales, Saccharomycetaceae. The record is from RefSeq and is a predicted model, not a curated record. Bases 1 to 1242 code for a protein of 413 amino acids.